AUGUCAACCGAUAGUACCAACACCCCACCUCAAGUUCUCUCUCAUUCCUCAUCGAGUAGUUCUAUCUCUUCGAUGACCAAAGAAGCCACUCCAGCUCCUUGUUGCCACAUUUGCAAAGAAGAAGUCGAUGUCCUUCAAGAAGCUCGUUCUCACUGUGUCGAUUGUAACAUGUAUUUGUGUGCCCGUGAUGCUAAAAUUCACGUCAAGAGAGAACCUACACAUCAUGUCAUUGAUUUGAUUGGCUCAAGUGCUGGAAAUAAUUUGGGAGGAAGCGGAAUUGGUUUGGGUUCUCAUUUAUUGGAACAAAUGUCUCCUCGUACAAAUGGUAAUUUCGUCCCAAAUUCAAUGAGUUUUGGAGGUCCAGCUCCACUCUGUCAAAGACAUCACAUUCCAGUGAAUACGUAUUGUGGAACUUGCAAAAAGUUAGUAUGCAGUGCUUGUGCGGUUGAAGAACACCGAGAAGGUCACAAUGAUGUGAAUAUGAUUGCCAAAAUUGAACCAGAAGAACGAUCCAAUUUGGAUAAGUUGUUGACCAAUUUGAGAGAAAGUAUGAAGGAUUGGGAAAAUUCACAUCAAACACACGAUAACGAAUUGGAAUUGGAGAGUUCAUUGAUUGAGGAAGCUAGAAAUAGAUUGAAGGAAGAGGUCAAGGCAGUGUGUGACACAUUGAGACAAAAUUUGCAAGAUCGACAGGAUCAAUUAUUUGCUGAUAUCGAUGAAAUUACAAAAACUCAAACAAACUAUGUGAAAAAGAUCAUUGAAUUGAAGAAGGUUUCCGUUGACUAUAUGAGUGAAUUCGACAAAUUGCAUGAAAUGAGUGGUUAUGAAAUGAUGGAAAGAAAAUUGACUCGACUUCCUCAAACUUUGCAAGCAUUCGAAGAUUUAAAGACCUUCUUUAAGUAUUUGACUUUGGAUGAAGUUCAUGACAUUCAACUCACCAAUACUGAAAUCAUGUACAUCCAACGCGAAUUGAAGAAUUUGGGUGAAAUUGUGAAAACUCCUCCAAAACAAAAGAGUGCCAAGAACACUGGAGCCCCAUCGUCACAACAACAGCAGUCAACUCCAGGAACCACUUCCACUGAACCAUCAAAGGUCGCCAUGAAUACUUCAUCCUCUUCUGAGAGUAGUUCCUCUUCUACUUCUGUUACCUCUCAUCCUUAUGCUCCAUUCUCAAUGGAGUUCUCACAUGUUGCCACUAUUGGUAAAACUGGAUCAGAUGGAUCUGGCAAUGAUCAAUUCAAGGGACCAUGGGAUGUGAAAAUUUCACACGGAUGCAAUUGUAUUGUUGUGAGUGACAGUCGUAACAACAGAAUUCAAUUCUUUGACCUCAAAACUAGAGAGUAUAAGGGUUCACUCAAGACAUCAAAGUCUCCUAGAUACUUGUGUAUUGAACCAAGUAAGGAUGGAAAUGAUUCACUCAUUUUCUCAUGUGACAAUCAUGCUGUCUACAAGUACAGUUUACCUAAAGUUCUCUCUAAUGAGAAGAAUUUGGAACCUGUUUGGGUUUCUGGUACACCAAAGAAGAAGGGAAGCGAUAUGAACUUGUUUACUGAACCAGCUGGUGUUGCACUUUGCAAAUCUAAGAAGAUUAAUGCCUUGUUCCCAGAGGCCAUGAACGAAAACACAAUUCUUGUUUGUGAUGGUGAUAAUCAUCGUGUUAAGGUCUUGAGAGCUAGUGAUGGUAAAGUUUUGAAGACAUUCGGAGCUAAGAAGGGAGAUGAUAAUGUGCAAUUGGUUCAACCUGAAUGCGUCUAUGUGAGUGAAGAUGACCAAAUUAUCAUCACUGACCAAAGUACUCAUAGAGUCCAGAUUGUGACAAGAAAGGGAGAUGAGUUGUCAUGUAUUAAGAUUAUUGGAAAGGAAGGACAAAGUAAUUUGGAAUUCACCACUCCUCGUGGUCUUGCAGUGGAUGAAACUUCCAAUCAUAUCAUUCUCUGUGACUGUGGCAAUAAUAGAGUUCAAGUGUUCAGCCAUGUCACUGAAGAAUUUAAGCGUAAUUUUGGAAAUGAAGGAAAGGAUAAUUCACAAUUCAACAAACCAACAGGUGUUUGUUUCAACGAUGUGAAUGGAGAGUUGUUUAUUGCAGAUUAUCAAAAUCAUAGAAUCCAAAUUUUCAAAUAA
Naegleria fowleri is the source of this 2121-nucleotide messenger RNA. RefSeq lists its product as uncharacterized. Gene Ontology annotation, biological process: negative regulation of translation; protein polyubiquitination; proteasome-mediated ubiquitin-dependent protein catabolic process. Gene Ontology annotation, molecular function: translation repressor activity; protein binding; zinc ion binding. Lineage: Eukaryota; Heterolobosea; Eutetramitea; Acrasida; Naegleriidae. The transcript has a single exon. The record is from RefSeq and is a predicted model, not a curated record. Bases 1 to 2121 code for a protein of 706 amino acids.